AUGAAGAUGAAGUAAAGAUAAAUUAAUAUCAUAAUUAUAUAGGAUGAAAUUUCUGAAAAAAUAGAAUAUUUUUUAAUUAAAAAAAAAUAAAACAAUUAAUAAUAUCAGAUAAUGCCAAUUAUUAGUAAAUUACAUAAUUAAACAAAAAAUUAAUUAUUGUCUGUUGAUUAAAGUGAUAUGGAUAAAAUAAUAUAUUAAAAUAUUCUAGAUGAAUUUGCUCCAAAUAUUUAAUCUGAUUAUAUUUUUAUUAAGAAGAUUUAUUUAAAAAAUUAUAUAUAAAAUAUAUACUGA
Molecule: messenger RNA, 291 nt
Organism: Paramecium primaurelia
Lineage: Eukaryota; Ciliophora; Oligohymenophorea; Peniculida; Parameciidae
Source: the annotation of a GenBank genome assembly